UUUUGAUCAUUGAUGAUCAAGAGUCUUUAUUUUUUUUUGCCGGCAAUAACUCCCUUGGUGUGGUCUUUUGAUACAGGCACACUCAGUUUUUAUAACAUUCCUACUUGGCUUGAUCAGGACCAGGCUGCAUCAGGUGGUGGUGGUGGACGAACGGACUUCGGAUUUCUUUCUACGGCAGCCGAGGUCAGCUGUGGGUCUAUUUGCUUGAUUAUUCUACCACAUGGAGCUCUUAUGUAUAGUUGAGCUGCAGGUCUGUAUGUAAUAAACCUGUUUACAGGUCCAUCAGAUCUUUCAGAGUCUUGUAGCAACAAAUCAGACAGUACUUCUUUGCACCUGUUAUCAUGUCUGCCCUCAUCCCUUUUUCCCAAGCCAUCAAGGUGGAGAGACUCGACUCUCACACAUACAAAACUAACCUGCUGGACUCCUAUUGCAUUGGGACUGUCCCCAAUGGCGGGUAUUCCGCAUCUUGCCUGUUGGAGGCAGCCCGUUUGCAUUUGGCAUCAAAACACCAAAAAGAUGCCAUGACGUCGCAUUUUCAAUUUCUCAAUCGAACCGAAGUUGGCCCUGCUAUCAUCAUCAUCUCGGAAACCAAGCCAGGAAGACAGUUCUCGAUGCUUCAUCUGACACUCUACCAACGAGGACUACUUGACCAAGCGCCCUGGAUUACCAAGGGAACGUCCCGGGCCGAGAUCACGGCCUAUCUGACCAUGACGGAUCUCUCCAGAGAGCAAGGACUCACACUGCCCACUGUGUGGUCAUUGCCGUCCAAGACUGCCUCACCAGACUUUUCCCUGUUGAAAUCAAAGAGACAGGAUGACAACUGGCGGGAGCUCGACCUUGGAUCUUCCGGAGCGUUUGGCACAUACGCACGGGUUUUGGACAACUGCCAUUUUUACUUUCCAAAGCGGGGACAGGAGCACCCGAGUGUAAUCGACCUGUGGAUGCGAUUCAAGAUCCCGUCAGAGGGGUUCACAAACUCUUCCCUCGGGCUCGUCAGUGAUGCUUUCCCCUACGUCGUCGAAGCGUUUCGGCCCCCUCCAGGCGGCGAAACAGAUAAGCCAUUCAAAGCGACCGAGAUGUUCUGGUAUCCGACGAUCGUGAUGAGUCUGGAACUGAAACGUUCGCUGCCCGAGGAAAAGGGGGUUGAGUGGCUCAGGUUGAGGAUGCAAAGCAAAGAGAUCAGAAACGGAAGACUGGACCUGGAAGUGGUGAUUACGGACGAAAAGGGGGAGUUGAUCGGGGUCAGCAACCAGGUCAAUUUGAUCCUGGGCAGCGAAAGAAACACCGGAGGCCGGGAGAUUGGGAAGAUCUGA
Messenger RNA from Podospora pseudocomata, 1313 nucleotides. RefSeq lists its product as uncharacterized. Bases 342 to 1313 code for a protein of 323 amino acids. NCBI's taxonomy places the organism in Eukaryota, Fungi, Ascomycota, Sordariomycetes, Sordariales, Podosporaceae. The record is from RefSeq and is a predicted model, not a curated record. The transcript has 2 exons.